Salvelinus fontinalis (brook trout) is the source of this 3016-nucleotide messenger RNA. It is a transcript of the gene spo11, whose product is annotated as SPO11 initiator of meiotic double stranded breaks. The transcript has 13 exons. Gene Ontology annotation, cellular component: nuclear chromosome. The record is from RefSeq and is a predicted model, not a curated record. Bases 1477 to 2649 code for a protein of 390 amino acids. Gene Ontology annotation, molecular function: ATP binding; DNA binding; DNA topoisomerase type II (double strand cut, ATP-hydrolyzing) activity. NCBI's taxonomy places the organism in Eukaryota, Metazoa, Chordata, Actinopteri, Salmoniformes, Salmonidae. Gene Ontology annotation, biological process: meiotic DNA double-strand break formation; meiotic DNA double-strand break processing; reciprocal meiotic recombination.
UUUUUGAUAUAAAAAUAAUCUUUAUCGAACAAAAGGAACAUUUAUUGUGUAACUGGGAGUCUCGUGAGUGCAAACAUACGAAGAUCAUCAACGGUAAGCGAUUAAUUUUAUUGCUUUUCUGACUUUGUGACCAAUCUAUAUUGCUGCUAGGUGUUCGUAAUGUUUUGUCUAGUGAUCGAUAAACUCACACAAAUGCUUGGAUUGCUUUCGCUGUAAAGCAUAUUUUCAAAAUCUGACACGACAGGUGGAUUAACAACAAGCUAAACUGUGUUUUAAGCUAUAUUGCACUUGUGAUUUCAUGAAUAUAAUUUUCUUUUUGCAAUUUUUGGGGAAUUUGGCGCUCUGCAAUUCAGCGGUUGUUGAUGAAAAUGAUCCCACUAAAGGGAUCCGUGCAUCAAGUUAAUUAACAAAAAAAGUGUAAACUGUAGCCAUUUAUUUCCCUUCAUAGUUCGUUUCCCUAAGCAUGACCAUCAUCCACAUAGGCUACCAAAUUUUUACCAAACAUAGCUGUUUUGUGUCAGCAAUUGGACAUUGUUCUGGACAUUGUUCCACUUUACCCUACCAUAAGAACAAAAGGGUGCAUUUAGGUUACUCACUCCACGGAAGGGAAGACUGCUGCUACCUCGUUCGCUCUCUUUGGUCUCCAACCAAGUUGCAUGAAUAAAUGGAUGAGCAAACAGAAGUGUAUAGGACAUUCAACUCUUGAAGGACAGUGGAAGUUGAUGAUCAUAUAAGUGAUUCUUUAUUUUUAAACGUAAAACCAACGCAUCUCGGCCCUAGCUUUAGGCUUAUACAGAGUGAAAAAAUGAAUAGGAGGCUGGUUUAUUUUUUUUUCUUCUAAAUGAUCACUUGACUGCGGGCCUUAGCCCGGUGCAUCAGUAUAAUCUUACUCUUAACUGUUGAACAUUGUUGGCCUACUGAGUACUGACCCAUUUUACCACACAUGCUACGAAAAGGGUUAGUUAUCAUGAUCUUGAGCCUUCUCUCUGAACAUGUCUUGUGUGUAGUCUUUGAGCAGCUCACAUACCUCGCCAAUCUUGGGUGCGUUCGUAAAUUCGCUCUGGCGAGUGAGGUCAGAGUGAGCUAUUCUCUCGUUCGUGUCUGGAAGUAGCUAGCAAGCUAGCCAACGUUAGCCAGUCAGCUUGGGUGCAUGACUGCGGUUGUGGUUCAGAACGCUCGGAUCAACCCUACUCACUGGCCAGACCGUCCAGUGUGCGCUCGGAACGCCCCGAGAGCGAAACGCUCUGAAUUGAUGAACGGACAAUCUGACUAUGCUCUGAAUUUACGAACACCCAGAGCAUACUCCGAUCACACUCUGGCACUCUAGAUUGAAUUUACGAACACACCCCUUGUGUGUGGAUUUGAUUUCGCGCCAAACAACAUUAUUCCACGCGCGAGUUUGCUCUCGGUUAACAUAUACAUGUACGGACGCCCUAUUCAUAUUAAUUUAAUUCCGUUGUAAAUCCCUCCACACGAAUGGAAUCAAACAUGUCUGAACAGUUCGUUGAAAUUGAGAAUUUCGGCCUUGAGUUGUUGGAAAAUGUUGAUAUGAUGAUGGAACCUCAACACAGCCAUGAGGAAGUCAGCAGCCAGGAAGUUUUAAUCCUCAUUGAAAAGGUGAUUCUAGAGAUAGUCACCAGUCUGUCCAAAGAUGAAGCUCCAGUUUUGGUCCUACCCAACCGAUCCAGCUUGUCCAAUGUAAGUUUUGACAAAGCCGUUGGCCUUCAAAUGACUUCUGGAAGUUCUGUCACCACAGUUCGGAGCAACUGUUCCUCGUCUGUCACUAAAUUUGGGCACAUUCUCAAGGUUCUAUCCACCAUCUACAAACUUGUGCAGAGCAACGUAUAUGCCACAAAAAGGGACAUCUAUUACAACGACACACAGCUUUUUGGUUCACAGAGGACUGUCGAUUCCAUUGUGGAUGACAUCUCCUGCAUGCUCAAGGUUCCACGCAGAAGACUACAUGUGCUAGCUACGUCCAAGGGCUUCAUCUCAGGUGAUCUUUGUUACCUGGAGGAGGACAGCACCAAGGUGGACUGCCACUCCAACUCCACUGCUACUCCAGUCUCUUCUAAUGUUGGCGGGAUCAGGAACAUUGUGUCAUCUGCUAAGUUUGUUUUGAUAGUGGAGAAGGACGCCACCUUCCAGAAACUGCUCGAUGAUGACUUUUGCACCAAGUUAUCUCUUUGCAUCAUGAUCACAGGUAAAGGUGUCCCGGAUGUGAACAGCAGGCUGAUGGUGAGAAAGCUUUGGGACACCCUGCGCAUCCCUAUAUUUGCUCUGGUGGAUGCUGACCCUUACGGCAUUGAGAUCAUGUGCAUCUACAAGUACGGAUCAGUGGCCAUGUCAUUUCAGGCCCACAGUCUGACCGUCCCCAGCGUUAUGUGGCUAGGCCUCCUCCCCUCUGACCUCCAGAGAUUGAGAGUACCUGAGGAUGCUCUGAUCCCCCUCACACAGAGAGACCAGAAUAAACUGACCAGCCUGCUGAAGAGACCCUACCUGGCCUGCCAACCUGCCUGGCAGAGAGAGAUGGAAAUGAUGCAACGAAGCAAGGUGAAAGCUGAGAUCCAGUCCCUGGCCUCCAUAGCCCCUGAUUUCCUCAGCCGCGUCUACCUGCCAAACAAGCUGCGCUACGGGGGCUGGAUAUGAUCACACACUGCCCUUCUGUGGAUGGUGGGAUGUGGGAUUUGAUUUGGCUGGAUUCAAGCGUGUAUGGAUGUGGUACAGUUGCAGUGUGUCUGUCUGUGCAUAUGUCAAGUCUGUCACAUAGUGAACUGAUACAACAUUGUACAUCACAUUUUUAUAUUAUUGACUAUUUUAGGUCAUUAUAUUAUAUGAUGUGUAUAUUUUACAAAAUUAUUCCAGAUUAGAGUAUCAGUCCACCUGAAGUGGCCAAUUGACUGUGAUUGACUGUGUCCUUGAUGGUAAUGUAUCUGUGGAUACUAAAAAUGUAAAUUUUCUGCCACUUGUUGCUAAUCACAUCAAAAUAAAAUGUUAUUUGUCACAUGGUUCAUAA